Glarea lozoyensis ATCC 20868 is the source of this 2520-nucleotide messenger RNA. RefSeq lists its product as uncharacterized. Lineage: Eukaryota; Fungi; Ascomycota; Leotiomycetes; Helotiales; Helotiaceae. The transcript has a single exon. The record is from RefSeq and is a predicted model, not a curated record. Bases 1 to 2520 code for a protein of 839 amino acids.
AUGAGGCCUAUGGAUUCCGACGCGCCAUUGAGCGUGAAGAAGCGAGCAUCACACUCGAGAUACUCCAGUUCAAAAGAUUACGAUAUCGAAAAGCAUAGAUACGAUACAAGUACUGACGAUGAUUCCGAAUACACCUCAGACGACUCCUCCACACCCUCAUCGAGGGAAACAUCAGGGUCAUAUUCUUCGCGACGGCCAAUGCUGCGGAGGAAAUCCUCUGCCGGGUCACAGAGACCGCUGCCAUCGGCAUAUAAACUGCCUAAUAGGGUGAUCAAGUAUAUGUGCUUCGGAUUAAUAUCCACAGUAAUAUUGUUCAUACUGAGUUUGGUACGAAUGAGUGUGGUAUCGUCUCGGAGAGUGGAAAUAGGAAAUGUGGGAAACAGACCGCCACCCCCGCCAGCACCAUGGGAAUCAUUCCCAUUCCUCACAAGAUAUUAUGGCGGACUACAAACUUUGGUGCCAUUUUCAGAGAACAGACCAGAAUACCCGUUAGCAGCUGAUGAGCCACUUCCAUCGAACGAGACGUUGCUCGAAACCAUGGUACCAGCGCGAGACACACCCAAGAGCAAGACAUUCGAGGCAUACCGGAAUCAAUCAACCGCAUCGUACCUGAGCGAAUAUGCGCUAGUCAAAGAGUGCUUUUUGGAUGCGGACUCAACUAUACGGGUGCCGCAGGUACACUACUACGAGGGACGACCGAGCGGUUUUCCCGACAGCGUAAUGGGCUCCUAUGAAUUACUGGGCCUGCCAGAGGACAUUUGUUUCGAGCGCUUUGGAAGACUGGGACCAUACGGACACGGAUACUCAGCGAAAUACGGUGGUACCGGGACGGGGCAGCACGGCGAUAUGGAAGGUUCCCAUUCUGUUUGGACUGAUGAAGCAACUUCAGAGCUUAAGCAGGUCGACUAUCGAAAUAUGGACUGGGGAGAUGCGCAACGUAGAUGCCAUAAAGCCAACGCCGACAGGUUUGAACCUAAGGUUGCCCCCACAAGACAUGUAACAACCUACCAAAUCCUGGAUGAAGAAACCCGGCCAGAAGAGAGUAUGAAUAGGGAAGACCACAAUUCCAAGGUAGGACCGGUAUCGAACUCAACGGCGACAAGGAAGUUGCCACGUUCGGCAGUUGUAAUUAGAUCCUACGAUGACUUCGAAUACCGCGAAGAAGAUGUUCUCCAACUGCGUGCAAUGAUAUCAGAACUAUCCUUGGGAUCUGGCGGCGAAUACGACGUGCAUCUGUUGGUACAGGUCAAGGACGAAGGGAAACAUCCGAUAUGGGCUGACGAGGUUACAUACCAAGAGCACCUCAACGCAUCUGUACCAGAAGAAUUUCGGAGCAUCACGACGCUAUGGAGCACUACUCAAAUGCUCAUGCUUUACCAAGGCAUAUUUGAUACCUUCGCCAGGGGUUCCGAUUUACCUAUCCACGGGUCCUACCGAGGCCUCCAGAUGGCCAUGCAACACUUUGCCCAACAACACCAAGAGUAUGACUAUUUCUGGCAUUGGGAGAUUGAUAUUCGCUACACGGGCCACUAUUAUAACCUCUUUUCGCAAAUCGAUUCUUGGACGAAGAAGCAACCGCGUAAAGGGUUAUGGGAAAGAAGUGGUAGGUUCUACAUACCUUCGGUUCAUGGUUCAUGGGAAGACUUCAAGCAAAUGGUCAGGGUACAGACGGAGAUGGGAACCAAAAGCCCAGAGGAUAUUUGGUCCGGAAUCCCUGGUGCGAAAAAAAUGCCGGCAACUCCGAAAGGCGAGAAACCAAUCUGGGGACCCGAGCGACCUUUGGACUUAACGGACUGGUUUGAGGUUGAGAAUGAUCCAGUGCCUAUUAAUACAUAUGAGAAAGACAAGUACCAAUGGGGAGUCGGCGAAGACGCAGACCUCAUCACGUUUAACCCAUUGUUUGACCCAGAGAGUACUUCUUGGCUUCUUGCGGAAGAUUAUACUGGUUACAACAUUACUGGGGGAGCAAUUCCUCGUCGUGCGGCAAUCGUUACGUCCUCUAGGAUGUCCAAACGCCUGCUCAACACCAUGCACCGUGAGACCGCUUUCAAAAAGCACCAUGCCUUCUCCGAAAUGUGGGCACCUACUGCCGCUUUACACCAUGGAUAUAAAGCUGUCUACGUGCCACACCCCAUGUACGUUGACCGAGAGUGGCCUACUGCUUAUUUGUCUGGAGUCAUGAAUGCUGGACGAAAUGGCGCAACCGGGGGCUCCAAGAACAGUGUUUUCGGCGAGAAAGAACACAAUCUUCUCGGCAUGACAUGGUACUACAAUGCCGGGUUUGCUCCAAAUCUGUGGCGAAGAUGGUUGGGCUUAAAAGUCAACAACGAAGGUGGUGAAGAAUUCGAAACCGUGGUCGAUGAAGGGAGAGAUGGCAAAGGUGUAAACGGGAUGAGAGGCGGCGAAGGAAGAAUGUGUUUACCGCCUAUGCUGAUACACCCUGUCAAGGAUGUAGAGUUGCCGGUGGAAGGAAGCACAGUGGAGAAAGAGGAGAUUCCAGAAAGUGAUCCUAACGCGUAA